Messenger RNA from Caretta caretta (loggerhead turtle), 4305 nucleotides. RefSeq names its product RAB3A interacting protein like 1 (gene RAB3IL1). Gene Ontology annotation, molecular function: guanyl-nucleotide exchange factor activity. Gene Ontology annotation, biological process: exocytosis. Lineage: Eukaryota; Metazoa; Chordata; Testudines; Cheloniidae. The record is from RefSeq and is a predicted model, not a curated record. Gene Ontology annotation, cellular component: Golgi to plasma membrane transport vesicle.
UGAAUUCUCAGUCACAUGAGGCUCGGGGAGGGGGACGUGCACGCUGCAAUUGGAGCCGCCCAGAGGUCAUGUGACCUCCAAUCCCCUCCCCGCCACCCCCCGGCGGCGGAGCCAGGCUGGAGCGGCGGCGCGCGGCGGGCUGGGGUUCCCGGGAUUGCCGCAGCGCCCGGCUGCAGCGCGGGGCCGGGCCGUCGCCGCUGGCCCCCAGCCCGGCGCAGGGAUGGCGGCAGCAGCGCGCCCGGCGUGAGGGGCCGCGGGCGGCGCGGGGCAGGGGCCGGAGCCGGAGCCAGCAUGUGGAGCGGCCAAGCCCCGUUCAAGGAAGGCAGCCAGCAGCUCCAGAAGCAACCGGCGGUGGGACAGUGGAAGCCGCUGGCAUCAUCCAGCGGUGGGAAGGAGCUGCCACAGUUGGAACCACGCUGCAGGGAGGCAGGUGGGGGAGAUGACGGCCAAUCCACAGCGCAGCUCAAUGUCUCCCGCCUGCGCAGCUCCUCGGUGGAGAUCCGUGAGAAGGGAUCCGAGUUCCUGAAGGAGGAGCUCCACAGAGCCCAGAAGGAGCUGAAGCUGAAGGAUGAGGAAUGUGAGAGGCUGUCAAAGGUCAGAGAGCAGCUGGAGCAGGAGCUGGAGGAGCUGACAGCCAGUCUGUUCGAGGAAGCACACAAGAUGGUAAGAGAUGCAAACACUAAGCAGGCUGCAUCAGAGAAGCAGCUGAGGGAGGCCCGAGGAAAGAUCGACAUGCUGCAAGCAGAGGUGACUGCUUUGAAAACUCUGGUGAUCACUUCCACACCUUCCUCUCCAAACCGGGAGUUGCAUCCCCAGCUCCAAAGCCCCUCCAAAGCUGUCUUCAGGAAAGGGCACGGGCGGAACAAGAGUGCCAGCAGUGCAGUAGUCGCAGCCACCAGCCAGAGCCUGCCCCUGGAGUCGGUCAGCAACGAGUGCAAAGAGUUUGGGGUGCCCACUCUUCUCUCUCUGCUCCUCUGUAUUGUCCCGGGGAAGGCCAUCCACAUCACCUAUGAGCCAGGCUGGCAGGCCCUGGUGGGAGACUCUUCCUCGUCGUCCUCCUUGCGGCAGGUUGACUCCAUCCUGUUCGCCGAGUUCCAGGCCUGGAAGGAAUCCCCGACUCUGGAAAAAUCCUGCUCCUUCCUGGAGAGGAUUUACCGGGAAGAUGUGGGGCCCUGUCUAGACUUCACCAAACAGGAGCUAUCAGAGCUGGUGCGGGAGGCCGUGGAGCGGAACACACUCACCAUAGAGCCUGUGGCUACCCAGACGCUGCCCGUGGUGAAGGUGUCGGCAAUGGAAUGUGGCGGACCAAACGGGUUCCGGUCACAAAUUGUAACGAAGUGCGCUCUGAGUGGCCUGUCCCGAGCCUGCAAACACCGCAUCAAGCUGGGGGAUUCUGGGAACUAUUAUUACAUCUCACCAUCCUGCAGGGCCAGGAUCACAGCCGUAUGCAACUUCUUCACCUACAUUCGCUACAUCCAGCAGGGCUUGGUGAGACAGGAUGUGGAGCCGAUGUACUGGGAAAUCAUGCGGCUCAGGAGGGAAAUGUCCAUGGCCAAGCUGGGCUUCCACCCCAGCGCGAUGUAGGCUGGGCCUCGCCGUCUGAAGGGAGCUGCCCCAUCUUGAAGGUCACGUACUCCAGCAGGCAGACAGACUGAGGCAGUGCAUCUAUGCUCACGGGGUUCCCUCCCUCUCCUGGCCUGACAUGAACUGCAGAGGGGAGGAGCAUGAGUUUCCCCCGUCCAAAGGCCUCCUUGCUGCCGUUCUCACAGCGACUGAGAUGCAGACACCCCCUCUCCCCCCAGAGAUGGGCUGGUCCUUUGAGCUCUGUGGGGUGGCCAGCUCUAAGUUCUGUCCAUAGUGGACCCUUUUCUCUAUGCUGCCUAUAGCCAGUUUUUUUAAUUUUAUACACGAUCUUGCUUCUGUGGAUUCUCCCAGACCUGCUGUGCACGAGGCUGGUCCGGGGCUCCCCCGUUUGGCAGUGGGUCCUUCGGCACCGAACUGCAGCUGGGCCUUCCCACAUCCACCCCUCUGCCUGAGGCAGGGGUGCAGUAUUGCCCAGCUGUCCCCCAGCCCUCACUGGUGCCCCCUGCAAAUGCCAGCACCGCACAAAAACCUCACUAAGAGCCAUGCAAAGCAUGUUUUCCAAGUGCUUCCCUGCUCCUCUGGCAGUCGCCUAUCGGAGUCACUUUCCAUUCACUCAGUCACAAAGAGGGGUUUGAUUCUCUUUUCAGCUCAGGGUUUGGUUUUGUAAUCCAGCUCAGAGCCGGAGAGCUACAGCGUAGGCCAAAGCUCCAUGCCUGGGGCCUUGGUCUCAGUGCAAAUGGAAAUUGCAGAACAGAAAAGCUGGCCACAGCUAUGCUGAGGUUGGCUGUACUAGGCUGCAGACAGUGUCUCUUCGGGUCCUCGUGAGGCAGCGGUGCCCUGCUAUGGUCACUGCAGGAAUGAGCAUCUCCCUAUUGCUCUGCUUUAAACCCCAGCCAAGGACAGAUGCCUUGUAGCCACUCCUAUUUCUAGGCUGUGGCUUCAGGCAUUCACCUCCCUGGGGCUGUCUCCUCUCUGGCUCUCCUUAUAGCCCCCAACUCAGGCAGUCACUACUCAGUGGCCAAUUAUAGGCUCUGGCCCUGGGCAUUCACUUCUGUGCUGCUCGAUUAAGGCCAGAAGGAACCAUUAGAUCAUCUAGUCUGACCUCCUGUAUAACAGGCUGUAGAAUUUCACCCAGUGACUCCUGUAUUGGACCCGAGCCUUGUCAGUGCUUCCUUAAAGGUCUCCCAGCUCCCCAGCAGGGGAGCCCUGAGACACCACUGCAUGUGGGUGACAGCGCCUGGGGCAACCAUCUCCUAGCCCCCCCUGCAGCUCACAUCUCCCCUCCCACUGUCGUUAAUAUAGGAGUAUAUGCAGUAGUGCUGGGAGGGCCUGAUCCAAAGCUCAUUGACAUCCUUGGACUCCGAGUGGCUUGGGCUCAGACAUUUAAAUAUACACGGUGCUGUACAGAACCUUGCAAAGCCAUGAUCCUUGCCUUGGAUUGUCUUUAUAAUUGAAUAAUUAACCUUUUCUACUAUGUCAUCAUCUCGGCUGCCGUCCUGUGCUGUUACACCGUCUCGCAUGGUGCUGCUGGACCGCGUUUCUCUGUGAUGUAACUCCACUGCUAUCAGCAGAGGCAUGAUUUGGCCCGUUAGCACCCAGUCUCAGAUCAUCUGUGACGUCACAGCCUCUCCCCAGAGGGGCUGCUGCACAAGUAACCUGAUAAUGUGCAAAGGAAAACGCUCUGCAUGAGUUGCCUUCCAUUCCGCUUUGCGUUUGUCUGGGACCGGGGGGCAAAUGGCAAUAGAACCUCUGGGCUGUUUGCAGGUCAGCAGAUGCCUCGUUGCAUAAGAGCCUCUUGAGCGUGGGGCAGCAAUCCUGGGAGAGGCACUCCUUUGAUCGUGGGAAUGCUGGCUGCGCCCUGCUGCUCUGCGGGAGGCUCUGCCUGGUGGCCCUUGGUGCCCCCCUGAUGACAUACAGUGGCACUUGCAAGCAAAGGUUGGUCAAUAAGUGAAACUCAAGUCCUGCUCCCCAAAGGUAGCUGGGAGGAGGAUGCUGGAAAUGCUCCCAUGGUACCUGCCUCUUCCUACUUAGAACAGGGCUGGUCUGAAACACCAGCACCCAGUUGUGGCCCCACGGCUUGGCUCUGCUUCUGCCACGAGCCAUAGUGGGAUUGCAAAGUUUAAUUCCUCUUUAGCAGCUGGGUGUCCUGGAAAUCCUCACUCUGAUCCUGGCUGAAAAAAAUAUUAGCUGUUUUCUGCAAGGGAAGAUGUUGUUUUACACUGUGAAUUACAGGCCUGGAGAGAGAGCAUUUAAGGACAAGCUAGGCUGGGUGCCAGCGUUUGAGCUGGUGUGAAUCAGCAUCUCUGAGUCCAGUGGAGCUAUUCUGAUUUACACCAGCUGUGAUGAGGGAAAGCUGAGAAUGUCCUCCUCAAAUUCAGAUUUCAGCUCUUUCCUUGCAGUUCCACCUGGAUCUAUUUUUCUUUGGUUUCUGCUCUAAACUGCUAUGUAAUGUUGCUGUGUGCUGUUAACCAGCUGCCGUGUUCCAGCCUGGAGGUCACUGCAGGUCAGCAGUGGGUGAGAUGAUCCCUCUGUGUAGAUUUUCCUAUCAGUUUGUAAAGUGCUUUGGGCUGAAAGGAGCUAGAGAACUGCAAGCUGUUAUUGGUCUAGACACUUCGUUUUAAAUGUAAGACAAAAACAGUGUGUUAAUUGCUCAAUUUAAACAGCAAGGUGGCUGCACUCUGCUCUUUAUAAAGGAAAAUAAACUUUUGCCUAGAGGAAGAA